UCAAUCAACUUAAUGAGGAAACUUUGUCCAAAUGUUUAUAGAGAAGAUGGCCUUGAGACGGUUCUCGAGGUGCCAAUUCCAGAAGAAAUGUUCCACAGCAUGGGCAACACUGCUCAAUUACGAUCGCAAAACAUGUUAACUUGGAUGAAGGCUCAAACUUCUGAUAAAUGGUCGCAGCCGGUGAUUACCAGUCGGUUUAAUGAGCUUCGGUUCCUGCUUUACCUCGUUGGCUCUCCUCUUAUCCCUCUACAGGUUCAAUUGGGCCACUCUGUGCAUAAGGCUGUUAGAGAUAGUUCCAUUCAAGCAUCGACGGCAAAAUACAUUGUACAACAAUACAUAGCGGCCACAGGAGGGCAAGCAGCUUUAAACGCAGUUCACAGCAUGUGUGUAAUUGGGCAAGUCAAAAUUUCUGCAUCGGAGUUUCGGCAGGCAGAUCAAGAUCAAAACACAAGCGUAAAAAUCACCCAGGAAGCUGGUGGGUUCGUGCUAUGGCAGAAAGAUCCAGACUUGUGGUAUUUGGAACUCGUCGUCUCCGGCUGCAAGGUCAUCAGUGGAAGCAACGGUAAGCUUUCAUGGCGACAUUCCUCCAACAGCCAAACACCCAUUUCAAAGGGCCCUCCAAGACCCCUGCGACGCUUUUUACAGGGUUUGGAUCCAAGGUCGACGGCGAAUCUAUUUACCGGAGCUUCAUGCAUUGGCGAAAAGGUGAUAAAUCAGGAGGACUGUUUCAUAUUGAAGCAGGAGACAAGUCCAGCCAUUCGAGAGGCACAAAGCGGCCCUAAUUACGAGAUCAUUCACCACACAAUCUGGGGUUACUUCAGCCAAAGAUCCGGGCUAUUGGUUCAGUUUGAGGAUUCAAGGCUGCUAAGAAUGUUAACAAAAGCCGACGACGAUGUUUUCUGGGAAACAAGCACGGAAUCAGUAAUGGAUGAUUACAGAUACGUAGAUGGUAUUAACAUUGCCCAUGGUGGCAGGACACGUGUCACGAUUUAUAGAUAUGGAGAGCAAUCUGCAAAUCACAAGAGGGAGCUGGAAGAGAGGUGGAAGAUUGAAGAAGUGGACUUCAACAUUUGGGGCUUGGCAGAUGGUUUCUUUGUUCCUCCGGAGGACCUUCAAAGCAAAUAACUUAUACAUGAGCAAUGCCAUGAAUACAAAUUUU
Mangifera indica (mango) is the source of this 1159-nucleotide messenger RNA. RefSeq lists its product as uncharacterized. The coding region runs from base 13 to 1125 and encodes 370 amino acids. The transcript is spliced from 3 exons. The record is from RefSeq and is a predicted model, not a curated record. NCBI's taxonomy places the organism in Eukaryota, Viridiplantae, Streptophyta, Magnoliopsida, Sapindales, Anacardiaceae.